UUCCCUUUAUUCUCUUGCUUCCCCAUAUUAUUUCAAAAAAUAAAACAAAAUAAAAUAAAUACAGCACAAAUGGCAGCUGCAGCAGCAGCAGCACUUCUCCCUUCACUCAGCCACAGCCACAAACACCUCCCACUCCACUGCACACGAAACAAAAACAAAACACCGUUCGUAAAGCAAACAUCAUCAACGGUACAAACAACAACAUACCGAAAAUCCGUAAUCAAAUGCGGCCGGAGUAUAGAAGAUUUCAUCGGGGGCGACCUACUAAGGUUCGAUUUAGGGCAGUGGUUGUCCGAUGUGGAGGAGCACAAGUCACUCGCAAUCUACCCCCCACACGAGGGGGGAUACGAGGGGCGGUACCUUAACCGCCUCCGUUACAAAGGCUAUCAUUUCUUGGAUAUAUCUGCACGAGGUUUGGGCGACCCUGAAACAACCCUCACCAAAUUCCACCCCGUCUGCCCGGCUCAUGUGGGGAAGCAGCCUAUAGCUAGAUGGUAUUUCCCUCCCGAAGUUGAUUACAGGCUCUCUUUGCUGCCUCCGGAUGCUAAAGGGCUGGUGGUUUGGGUUAUCGAAGCUAAGGUUUUAUCAAAGGCAGAAUUGCAGUUUCUUGCUAUACUACCCUCACUAAGACCGCGAGUCAGGGUCAUUGCUGAAUGUGGCAAUUGGAGAAAGUUCAUGUGGAAACCAUUGAAAGAAAUCGCAGGCUUACCAGCGACAGCGGAACAAGUUUCAAGUCAGUGAAAGAAGAGAAAUGCAAGAGAUAGAAGAAGUUGGAUCAGCUUACCGUUGUUCGAUUCUUCAAUUCGUGUAUAUCGAGAAAUUGGAGAAGAGUGCAGUUCUUUCAGGAUUUCUGGCUUACUUUUCACCUGUAAUGCAUAGACCAAAAAAACCAAAGUUACUGUCUAAGAAUUGUACAUUGUCAAGCAUUACAUUGUUAUAUAUAUAUAACCAAAAAACAAUCUCAGGUA
Erythranthe guttata (spotted monkey flower) is the source of this 968-nucleotide messenger RNA. RefSeq names its product NADH dehydrogenase-like complex N (gene NDHN). Gene Ontology annotation, molecular function: oxidoreductase activity, acting on NAD(P)H, quinone or similar compound as acceptor. Gene Ontology annotation, cellular component: membrane. The record is from RefSeq and is a predicted model, not a curated record. Lineage: Eukaryota; Viridiplantae; Streptophyta; Magnoliopsida; Lamiales; Phrymaceae.